Messenger RNA from Linum tenue, 1835 nucleotides. The record is from the annotation of a GenBank genome assembly. NCBI's taxonomy places the organism in Eukaryota, Viridiplantae, Streptophyta, Magnoliopsida, Malpighiales, Linaceae.
CGACCGAAUUCGGAUAAACCCGCAGGUUGACAACCUUGCCGACAAGAAAAGUUGGGUUGGGAGACUUUCUCAAGUAGUUUGCCACGAGGGAGAGGAGAGGAGAGGACCAUUCUCCAUUCUCCACAUCCCCGAGCCAUCCAUUCCCCAUCUCCAAGCCCUACAUUUAUGCUCUCUGCUGGAAUCAAGUAGAGUUGCAGAGCUUCAGCAGCAGCAGCAGCCGCAGCCGCCAUGAAUGUUAUAGCAGCAUUCGCCGGCUUUCUCGUGGCUUGUUUGGUGGCAUUUACCCUUCAGGUCUUCUUCACCUCCCCAAUUUCUCCCGACGCACUCCACCUCCCUUCUCUCUCUGGCCCUCAACCGAACAACGAAUUACAGAAGGUGAGCAAAAUAGGGGAAGGAGUGAUUGAUGGGCCAGAGGAUCUUUUCGUGGACAAGGAUGGAGUUCUGUACACAGUGACCAGAGAUGGUUGGAUCAAAAGAAUGAGAAUCCAUGGAGAUGGCUCCUUCGAGAACUGGAUGAGGAUCGACAGCUCCGCUGGCCUUGGUAUCACGCCUUCCAAGGAUGGUGGAGUUCUCAUCGCCGAUGCUGAAUUGGGUUUGCUCAAGGUUACUGAUGAAGAUGGCCCUACUGUCCUUGCAUCGCACAUCAAUGGAGCCGAAAUAAGUGCAUCAUUUGAUAUGUGAAUGUAGUAUAACAUGAAUAGCUCCUUUGGAUGAUGAUCACGGUGGUCAGAUUUGCAGAAGAAUUGGUGGAAUCUUCAGACGGGACCGUGUAUCUAAGUAUUCCAUCCACCAAAUUUGGGUACCACAACUGGUAUCAUGACAUUCUGGAGGCAAAACCAAAUGGCCAGAUUCUCAAGUACGAUCCAUCUACCAAUCAGACAACCGUUCUUCUCGACAAUCUUUGUUUCCCCAACGGGGUUGCACUUCCCAAAGAAGAAGACUAUCUCGUGUUCUGCGAGACAUGGAAGUUUAGAUGCCAGAAGCACUGGUUAACUGGGGAGAAGAAAGGCAAGACUGAAAUAUUCGUGGAGAACCUCCCUGGGGGACCUGACAACAUACAUUUGGCUCCUGAUGGGUCGUUCUGGAUCGGUCUAAUACAGAUAGUCUCUGAAGGCCAAGGGUUUCUGCAUGCUUCAAAGCUGCUCAAACACUUGGUAGCAUGGUCUCCAAAGCUGCAGGAUUUCCUGUCGAGGGUGCUUUUCACAAAGGCUAGAGUUGUGAAUGUGGGAGCAGAUGGAAGCAUCAUCAGGAUGCUUGAUGACCCUAGUGGAGAAGUGAUCAGUUUCGUGACCGCUGCUUUCGAGUUUGAAGGACAUCUCUACCUGGGCAGCCUGACUGGAAAGUUCAUUGGCAAGUUGCCUCUAUCCGGAACAUGAGUGACUCGGCGAAAAUGAUGAUUCAAAGCGAAGCUUGGAGGAAACCUAUGGCUCUCCCACACCCCAGCAGAGAUAUGGUGUUCACAGAUAAGAAGAGGGAAGGGGAGACUGCUGGCUUCAAGGGGUUAGGAGGAAUCGUUUUGGUUGUUUUACUAUACAGGCCUUGUUACGUUUUUCCUUGGACAAUUUGUGCUUGGUAUAGGGUUAAUCAUGAAUCCUUCUAAUUCUCGUCAUAUGUUCUUCCUCCAAAGCAUAAUCUGCUCUACUUUUGUUCUUUCUUCCUUUCAUCAUUGAGGGGAUGUCAAGAUCCCAAGCUCUCAUUUAUCAAGGUUGGGAGUUGUAUGGAUGCAUACUUAACUUUGGGUCUAUCUUUCCUUGGUUCAUACUGACAGAGUGACAGUAACUUCAAAGUCUGGUGUAGGAUGAAAUGCAUAACAUUUCUUUUAUUAUAAAUAGGAG